Messenger RNA from Sordaria macrospora k-hell, 465 nucleotides. RefSeq lists its product as uncharacterized. The record is from RefSeq and is a predicted model, not a curated record. NCBI's taxonomy places the organism in Eukaryota, Fungi, Ascomycota, Sordariomycetes, Sordariales, Sordariaceae.
AUGAGUCCCUUCGAUUUCGACCAAGCCAAAUCCGCCCACUCCCAACUCUACUCCUCCUCCUCCUCUGACCCGGUGGACCCCGACAACGCCGACCCCAUCUCCGAGGACUUCGACCCCUCCAACAUCACCGCCACCCAACACCUUUUCAGACACCAUGACCGUGACCGUAACAUCAACAACAACAGCAACAAGCCCAAGUUGUCGCACGAGCUCCUCGGCGGCGCCGUCGCCUUCGAGGCCAUGCACAUGUGGGAGAAGGAGCAGCGGCGCGAGGGCAGACCGGUGCACCACGGCGUGGCCAAGGAGGCGCUUGCUGCCCUGGCGGCCGCGGAAGUCGACAAGAUGAUUGAAAGAAAGGGACUGGGUGGGUCUGUGGAUAGGGAGGAUGCGAAGAGAAGUGCGAGGGAGAAGGUGGGUGGACUGUAUGAUAGCCAGUAUGGCAGGGAUGAUAUGUAUGAUCCGUGA